This is a messenger RNA of Acanthochromis polyacanthus (spiny chromis), 2508 nucleotides long. RefSeq names its product septin 7b (gene septin7b). NCBI's taxonomy places the organism in Eukaryota, Metazoa, Chordata, Actinopteri, Pomacentridae. The coding region runs from base 121 to 1302 and encodes 393 amino acids. Gene Ontology annotation, cellular component: septin complex; cell division site; septin ring. Gene Ontology annotation, biological process: cytoskeleton-dependent cytokinesis; cilium assembly. The transcript has 13 exons. The record is from RefSeq and is a predicted model, not a curated record. Gene Ontology annotation, molecular function: molecular adaptor activity; GTP binding; GTPase activity.
UUAUUAUUUUUUUUUACUGUCUUACAGCAACAAAAGAACCUGGAAGGAUAUGUUGGCUUUGCAAGCCUCCCAAACCAAGUGUACAGGAAGUCUGUCAAGAGGGGCUUUGAGUUCACCCUGAUGGUCGUGGGCGAGUCAGGUCUGGGGAAAUCCACGUUGAUCAACUCUCUGUUCCUAACAGACCUGUAUUCUGCAGAGUAUCCUGGACCUUCACAUAGAAUCAAAAAGACUGUACAGGUGGAGCAGUCAAAAGUUUUAAUAAAAGAAGGUGGAGUCCAGCUGCUGCUCACAAUAGUUGACACCCCGGGGUUUGGAGAUGCUGUUGACAACAGCAACUGCUGGCAGCCAAUCAUCGAUCACAUAGACAGCAAGUUCGAAGACUACCUGAACUCAGAAUCUCGGGUGAAUAGACGGCAGAUGCCUGACAGCCGAAUCCACUGCUGCCUGUACUUCAUUGCCCCCUCGGGACAUGGACUGAAACCCCUGGAUAUCGAGUUCAUGAAACGGUUGCAUGAGAAAGUAAAUGUCAUCCCACUGAUCGCCAAAGCAGACACUCUCACCCCAGAGGAAUGCCAACAGUUCAAGAAGCAGAUCAUGAGGGAAAUCCAAGAGCACAAAAUCAAGAUUUACGAGUUUCCUGAGACAGAUGAUGAAGAAGAGAACAGACUGGUGAAGAAGAUAAAGGACAAGUUGCCGCUGGCUGUAGUAGGAAGCAACACCAUUAUUGAGGUGAAUGGCAAAAGGGUCAGAGGGAGACAAUACCCCUGGGGGGUUGCAGAAGUUGAAAACAGUGACCACUGUGACUUCACCAUCCUUAGGGACAUGCUCAUCAGAACACACAUGCAGGACCUGAAGGAUGUGACAAACAACGUCCAUUAUGAAAACUACCGCAGCAGAAAGCUGGCUGCUGUCACCUACAAUGGAGUGGACAACAACAGGGCUAAAGGACAACUGUCCACCAAACUUGACACAGUUGAAGGAAUGAGUCCCCUGGCCCAGAUGGAGGAGGAGAGGCGAGAGCAUGUGGCGAAGAUGAAGAAGAUGGAGAUGGAGAUGGAGCAGGUGUUUGAGAUGAAAGUCAAGGAGAAAGUGCAGAAGCUCAAAGACUCUGAAGCAGAGCUUCAGCGGCGUCAUGAGCAGAUGAAGAAGAACCUGGAGGCUCAGCACAAGGAGUUAGAGGAGAAGAGACGUGUGUUUGAGGAGGAGAGAGCCAACUGGGAGGCCCAGCAACGCCUGGAGCAGCAGAAACUGGAGGCCUCCAGGACUCUGGAGAAAAACAAAAAGAAAGGCAAGAUCUUUUAAGGACAGUCAGCAGGACCACCCCAACUCGAGUUAUUUUUGUUUGCCAACGUUGCCGGUCAGGACACCAGUGUGUGGCACUGACAUCACCCCACCUCCUCCUCCUCCUCUUCUCCUUCCUCCUCCUCCUCUUCCUCUGUUCCUGCUCUGUCUGCCAGCACAGCUGUGCUCCUGCUUCCAGCCACGAGACUGUGUACUGGAGGCAUUUGUGGGUGUGUGAGGGGGCAGCUGCAUGUACGGCCAGAACCGCCACCGCAGAGCCCCCUCGCUGCCUCAGGACUCAUCAUCAUCAAGGAAUGUGUUUACCUUAACGACAGGAAGAAUAACCCCAUUUUAGUGAGGCCAAACCCCAUAUUAUUUUAAUUAUUAUUAUUAUUGAUGGUAUUAUUGUUAUUGUUGUUGUUAUCCAGAAUACUGUCCCCACCCCCCUCCUACUGCUCUCUUUUUUUUUUUCUCUCCUCCCAAGGUUGCUUUUAUGACUGGUGUGUACAGAUUGGUGUGGAGAGCAAAGACAAGAAAAUCCCCAUGACUCAUGUCUGACUGUUGUACAAUCAAUAUCUGGUGAAUUUUAUUUGUUUACAGGAGAAGUGAAAGUAACAGUAUAUGAACAUUAACCUGAUCUUCCAUCUUGUGUUAAAGUAAGAAGAGGACGAGGCACUAACUGAUCCUGUUUUUGUUUUGAGUGUACUUGAUAAUUCAGUGCAACAGGCUAGACUGAAACGGUGUCAACUCAAAAACCUGACAUCAACAAGAACAAGAAAAUGCACCUUGGGCCUUUUUAUAGAUUCAAAAUAAAUGGCUUAAGCUUCUUUUUUCUCAAAUGUAACGCUUUUUCUCCUCUGUGUUUAGCUAUUUCCACUAGCCUUGGACCACCAUUUAUAAUGUCAUAAGUGUUAUAUUUCACUUUAGUUUAUUUUUAUAUAUACCGAGCCAGCUGAAGUAAUAACUUCUUUUGUAUGUUUAGGAAAUCCUCAGAGACUUGACAGCAGCAUCCACUGUUUAAGAAAAACACUUCCACAUACAACAGUGGUUCUGGGACGCAUUAAAAAAAAAACAUUUAAAAAAAAAUUCAGUCACUCUGCGGAAACGAUCAGUGGGAAAUGAAGAGUCAACACCACAUUUUGCUUUGGCUAUGUACUCCAUCUAUGUAUUUUUAAUUUUAUUUUUCAUUUGUAAUGUACAAAGUCACUUAAUAAACCUGUGAUGAUA